This is a messenger RNA of Balaenoptera musculus (blue whale), 4853 nucleotides long. It is a transcript of the gene VPS16, whose product is annotated as VPS16 core subunit of CORVET and HOPS complexes. Gene Ontology annotation, biological process: intracellular protein transport; vacuole fusion, non-autophagic; endosomal transport. The transcript is spliced from 25 exons. Gene Ontology annotation, cellular component: HOPS complex; endosome; lysosomal membrane. The record is from RefSeq and is a predicted model, not a curated record. Gene Ontology annotation, molecular function: actin binding. Bases 66 to 2648 code for a protein of 860 amino acids. Lineage: Eukaryota; Metazoa; Chordata; Mammalia; Artiodactyla; Balaenopteridae.
CCUUCCUGGAGCCCGCGCUAGGUGGGUGUCCCCUCGGCGCUGGUCGGCUGCCGCCUGCACCAGCCAUGGACUGCUACACCGCGAACUGGAACCCGCUUGGGGACUCUGCCUUUUACCGCACGUCUCUUGGUGAUCCAUGCAUAUCUCAGAUUGCAGUCAUCUUGUGCCAGUUUGCCAGUUUGAAAUAUGAGCUGUAUAGCAUGGACUGGGACCUGAAGGAGGAACUGAGGGACUGCCUGGUGGCCGCCGCGCCCUAUGGGGGCCCCAUUGCGCUGCUGAGGAACCCUGGGCGGAAGGAGAAGCCUGCCAGCGCACGGCCAGUUCUCGAGAUCUACUCGGCUUCUGGUGUGCCUCUGGCCAGUCUGCUGUGGAAGAGUGGGCCCAUGGUGUCCCUGGGCUGGUCAGCUGAGGAGGAGCUGCUCUGUGUGCAGGAAGAUGGGGUCGUGCUGGUUUAUGGGCUUCAUGGUGACUUCCGGAGACACUUCAGCAUGGGCAAUGAGGUGCUCCAGAACCGGGUUCUAGAUGCCCGGAUCUUCCAUACUGAGUUUGGUUCUGGGGUGGCCAUCCUCACAGGGGCUCACCGCUUCACCCUCAGUGCCAAUGUGGGCGACCUCAAACUCCGCCGGAUGCCAGAGGUGCCAGGUCUGCAGAGUGCACCCUCAUGCUGGACCACAGUGUGCCAGGACCGAGUGGCACACAUUCUUCUGGCUGUAGGACCUGAUCUUUACCUCCUGGAUCACGCAGCCUGCUCUGCAGUGAUACCACCUGGCCUAGCUCCAGGAGUGAGCAGCUUCCUGCAGAUGGCUGUCUCCUUCACCUACAGACACCUGGCGCUCUUCACAGACACAGGGUACAUCUGGAUGGGGACAGCAUCUCUCAAGGAGAAGCUGUGUGAGUUCAACUGCAACAUCCGGGCUCCCCCGAAGCAGAUGGUCUGGUGCAGCCGUCCUCGCAGCAAGGAGAGGGCCGUUGUGGUAGGCUGGGAGAGGCGGCUAAUGGUGGUGGGCGACGCACCUGAGGGCAUCCAGUUCGUGCUGGAUGAGGACUCCUACCUGGUGCCUGAGCUGGAUGGGGUCCGCAUCUUCUCCCGCAGUACCCAUGAGUUCUUGCACGAGGUUCCAGUGGCCAGCGAGGAGAUCUUUAAAAUUGCCUCAAUGGCCCCUGGAGCGCUACUGUUGGAGGCCCAGAAGGAAUAUGAGAAAGAGAGCCAGAAGGCGGAUGAGUACCUGCGGGAGAUCCAGGAGCUGGGGCAGCUGCCCCAGGCCGUGCAGCAGUGCAUCGAGGCAGCGGGACAUGAGCACUGGCCAGACAUGCAGAAGAGUCUGCUCAGGGCGGCCUCCUUUGGAAAGUGUUUCCUGGACAGAUUUCCACCCGACAGCUUUGUGCGCAUGUGUCAGGACCUUCGUGUACUCAAUGCCAUUCGGGACUAUCACAUCGGGAUUCCCCUCACCUAUAGCCAAUACAAGCAGCUCACCAUCCAGGUGCUGCUGGACAGGCUUGUGUUGCGGAGGCUUUACCCCCUGGCCAUUCAGAUAUGUGAGUACCUGCGGCUUCCUGAAGUGCAGGGCGUCAGCAGAAUCCUGGCCCACUGGGCCUGCUACAAGGUACAACAGAAGGACGUGUCUGACGAGGAUGUUGCUCGAGCCAUUAACCAGAAGCUGGGGGACACACCUGGUGUCUCUUACUCUGACAUUGCUGCACGAGCCUAUGGCUGUGGCCGCACGGAGCUGGCCAUCAAGCUGCUGGAAUAUGAGCCACGCUCUGGGGAACAGGUUCCCCUUCUCCUAAAGAUGAAGAGGAGCAAACUGGCACUAAGCAAGGCCAUCGAGAGUGGGGAUACUGACCUGGUGUUCACGGUGCUGCUGCACCUGAAGAAUGAGCUGAACCGAGGAGACUUUUUCAUGACUCUUCGGAACCAGCCCAUGGCCUUAAGUUUGUACCGACAGUUCUGUAAGCAUCAAGAGCUAGAGACGCUGAAGGACCUUUACAAUCAGGAUGACAACCACCAGGAGCUGGGCAGCUUCCACAUCCGAGCCAGCUACGCUGCAGAGGAGCGUAUUGAGGGGCGAGUUGCAGCUCUGCAGACGGCAGCCGACGCAUUCUACAAGGCCAAGAAUGAGUUUGCAGCCAAGGCCACAGAGGAUCAAAUGCGGCUCCUACGGCUGCAGCGACGCCUAGAAGAUGAGCUGGGGGGCCGGUUCUUAGACCUGUCUCUACACGACACGGUCACCACCCUCAUCCUCAGCGGCCAAAACAAGCGCGCGGAGCAGCUGGCACGUGACUUCCGCAUCCCUGAUAAGAGGCUCUGGUGGCUGAAGCUGACCGCCCUGGCAGAUCUAGAAGACUGGGAGGAGCUAGAGAAGUUUUCUAAGAGCAAGAAAUCACCCAUCGGCUAUCUGCCCUUUGUGGAAAUCUGCAUGAAGCAACACAACAAAUAUGAAGCCAAAAAGUAUGCUUCCCGCGUGGGUCCCGAGCAGAAGGUCAAGGCCUUGCUUCUUGUUGGGGACGUGGCUCAGGCUGCAGACGUUGCCAUCGAGCACCGGAGUGAGGCAGAGAUGAGCCUCGUAUUGUCCCACUGCACCGGAGCCACAGAUGGGGCCACGGCUGACAAGAUUCAGCGGGCCCGGGCUCAAGCCCAGAAGAAGUGAGGGACCCACCUGCUCAUCUCCACAAGCCCUGGGCCUGGCAGAAGUGUCAUUGCUCAUCUAGCUCUUCCCCCAGAGCAAAGCCCGAAGAGCUGGGAUGAGAACCAGGGUUCUGGUUGUAAAUAAAGUCGAAACAUUUUAGAGCACUUGUCUAUGCAAGUCCAGUCUAAGCAAAAGCAAGCUGGAGGCAGAACCUUCCAGAUACCUCAGCAGAACCAUGUGUUUGAUUGUGGGGGUACUGGAGAGGGAGCUUCUCCAGUGAUAUUUACAGACCCGUCUCCACAGUUACCAAGGAAAGUCCUCUCAAGCUCACAGCCCCUAGGAAGAUUAUGGGGAGAGAUGGCACAAAACAUAAUAAGCACCAAGCCAUCAAGAACCACACUGAAAAGCAUUACACCCACACGCAUACACACGAAACAUGCUAAGCACUUUCCCAUUGUUUUCAUUUAUUCCACAAGACAGCCCUGUGAGAUAGUUAAUAUCACCCCAUUUUACAGAAGAGGAUCGAGGAUGGGGGAGCAAGUAUGUGGCAAGACUGGGAUUUGAAACCAUAUUGGACAUUUGGGGGUCUUAGAGCUUCUCCUUGGCUGUUGUGACAGAGGAGGGAUGACUCAGCUGGACCUGCAGUCAGGCCCUCUGAGCAGGGGAUCCUGAAGCAAGGCCCCUGGUUUGCACUACAGUGAGAAUUGGAGGACUAAUGAGAGGCAUGUGGCCAUUGGAUUGGAGGGGUCAAGGAGGAGCCUUUGGAAACCCUGCCCACUGGAUAGUGGUGAGCAAUUCUGAGUGGUCUCUGGACUGAAGAGAAAAGGAGAAUGGAAUGUCUCCUUUUGGCAGUUCUGUCAAGGAAGAACUGCAAACUGGAGACCCCUGGCUCCCCACUCCCCUCAAUGGAGGCUUUGCCUCCAGUCAGUGGGAAUGCCUUCGUGGCCCUCCAGGCUCUCUGCCUCUGGCCUCUGUACUCCAGUGCACUUUGGCUUCAUGCCCUAGCGCCCCUAUCCAACACUGAGGGCAUUACCUUUCUUCUUGUUGCCCCCGUUAAGUCUUGAAGGAAGACAAAGGAGGAAACCAAAGCCCAGAGAGAAGGCAGGCCUCCCUGGAACAUCUGGCUUUCCCCUCUUUGACGCCCCUAGGGCUAUGCUUAAAAAGAGUGAGAGACUCAAGCUUGGUAAGAUGUUUCUGUUUCUUUUUCUUCCCCCACCUGAUUUGUAAAUGUAAGUUUGUGAAAAUCCUGCAAGGGGAUAUAAAUCAAAUUAUAAAAUAAUCAUUUGUUAUUCUCACCACUUAGAGAACUUGAACAGGAUAAAACAGGGAUGGUUUGUCUGCUCCACAAUGUCUAGGGCAUCAGCUGGCAGACUCAAAGUUUGGGGGUGACUUGACAGCUAGGGACUGGAAUCUGAGGGCUUGGCAACUCACAUGUCUGGCAGUUGAAGCUGGUUGUUGACUGGAACCUUAGUUCUGUCAGCCAGAGCACCUACCUCACAACAUAGCAGCGGGGUCCCAAGGGCAGCAUCCCAGGAGAGCCACGUAGAGCUGUACUGCCUUCUCUAACCUAGUUUUGGAAGUCACACAGUAUCAUACCUGUCAUAUUCUGUUUGUCAAGGCAGUUACAUGGGCCUACCCCAUCCAAUUCCAAGGGGAAAUAGAUUCCAUCUUUUGAUAGAGGAGUAGCAAGGCUCUGGAAGAGUGUGUAAAACUGGAAAUUUGGCCAGUUUGGAAAUUUGGAAUCACAGUCUGGCACAAUCUAUCAACCUUCCCUCUUAGAAUCAGCAGACACCUUCAGGGAAAGGAAAGGAGAUUCCCAAUACUGGGGUCACUCUGGGAUUUUUUUCCUCCUCAGUCUUGCCCCCACAGUUCUCCACUGCCCUGGUACCUCUUCAGUGCCUUUUUUUUUCUUGGCCACGCUGUGUGGCAUGUGGGAUCUUAGUUCUCCGACCAGGGAUCGAACCUGUGCCCCCAGCAGUGGAAGCGUGGAGUUCUAACCACGGGACCGCCAGGGAAUUCCCUUCAGUGCUUUUAACAAAUGUUUUCUCCAGCUUUUCUAACUAGAAAAAGAGUUGGAACCAUCCAACUCAGUCCUCUUUCUCUGGAAGGGGGGCCCUGGGCAGUGCAUUUAGAAUGUACACAAUAAAAGCCUGUGUCCCCAAACAUACAGCGUAUUUACUCAUGUGAUAUACAAACACUAAGCACUGUACAUAUGAGGACUUCCCU